Molecule: messenger RNA, 1227 nt
Organism: Daldinia childiae
Lineage: Eukaryota; Fungi; Ascomycota; Sordariomycetes; Xylariales; Hypoxylaceae
Exons: 3
Coding region: 1-1227 (408 amino acids)
Source: RefSeq, a predicted model, not a curated record
AUGAUGCUCACAGCCAAGCAGCCAGUUCAACACGGGUACCGGCCUGUCCAUGAUCUACCGACGCCGCCUCGAUCCUCGCCCCCCUUGAGUGUUCAGGACUCUUUGCAAAAGACGUUUGUAGCUCUUCCGCAGAAUCAGAGUCCAUCUACCAAGCCCAUGUCAGCACCUCAUCGUGGUCUGCCUCUCCCGGCAGCCAUGACACUAGCUCAACCGCCGCCGCCGCCGGCUCCUGGUCCACCUCACCCACCAGCUCCGGGACCGCCUUUACAUUCUCAGGGAGCGCCAGCUCCUUCUCCGCAUAGUCAGACGCUUGGUUCGUUACCAGCGCCCCCUCCUCAACAUCAGGGUUCUGAAGAUGCGAUGAGAAGCUGGUUGGCGGCCAAAACCGAAGAGGAAAAGAGGAAACAGGAAGAAGAAAAGACGCGGCAGGAAACGUUACGUUUGGAACAGAGAAAACUGGAGUACGAUAUGCUCCGGACGUCUUUAGAUCGGGGUAUACCACCGCCGAUGGUGCCUGUUGUUUUCGCAGGAAUGAGCGGCGGAACGCUAUCGCAGGUGGCCCUCGAAUGGGCGCAACAGUAUUUGAUGCCGCAGCAGGCGCACGCAGCGCAGAUUAUGCCAGCCCAGGGGGCUUUAUCACCGGAGGCUCGAAGAGAGUCCCAGCAGUACGGGGGGCAGCAGUAUGGUGUCCCGUCGACACCAGGAUCGGCACCAGGUGCUCAAGCGAGUUUUAUGCCCUACCAAGGGCCUAGCUCACCAAGACACAGGGCGCACACGUUGAUACAGGAGAAGGGGCUGCUGGACCGCCUGGAAUACCUCAUCCAGCACACGUGCUCGCGCAGCAACAGCAUCAACAACAACAGCAACAACAACCGCAACAAGAUACUCAGUCCCCGUCGAUAUAUUUUCACCAUUGGCAACCCCCGACCACUCAAGGAGGCUCUAAUCAGCCAGGAACGCCUUCUGAAUCGCCUAAGAAACGAAAAGCGACGGGUCCCCAGCAAGCGCCGCCUCCGCCGAGCCAAGCGCGAUUUAGAUCUCCGUCUUUCGGUCAGCACGGGGGAUCUUCGACAUUAUCAAAUCCGCCUCCCGGUCGACGGCGAGGUCAUUCGCGACAGAGGAGCGACGUCUCAUCUUACCGGUCUACGGGACGCGGUCGAAUUGAACCAUUUGGUCCGCACCGGGGACUUUCACCAGGCCUUGGCCCGUCAAGGGAAAGCGGAUUAG